GCGAGCGGCAGCAGCAGGAGCUCCUGCAGAAGCGGCAACAGCAACUUUGUUGGUUGAAAUACUUCAUGGUUAUAUCGCACAGGGAUGCCAUCAAAAAGGAUAGCAACUUUAAAGUUAUGUUAACGAGUCAUUAGGAGAAUAAAACAUGAGUUUGUCCUCUUGCUGACAUCAGUGGCAAUGGAAGAGCUGAAACUGCAGUGGAGACUUUAAUCCAGAUUUGUUUGUUUCAGAUGCCAAAAUCAGGUUUAAAGCAAGUUAACUAUUAAAAUUUUGGACUGCAAAGCAAUGUUAAGAUAUAUAUGGAUGUGUGGCAAGACGACUACUUCUUAAAAUGGAUACAUUAAGACUUCUACGAAGUCAAGAGUGAUUGGACAACAGUGGUUCUUAGAAGAGUUGCACCUCUAGACCAUUUAGCAUCACAUUAAAUGAUCACAACUGGGAUCUCAUGCAACCUUUGUAUUUUUUGGAGAACCUUCUCCAGAAGAGAGUUAUAAAUUUAAAAGGCAGAGAUGACUGUGUUUUCUUUUGCAGCUUACUAAGAACAAACAUAUUGUCCAAUAAUGACCAGCUUGAAGCGGUCCCAGACUGAAAGGGCUGUUGCUACUGGAGUCUCAGAUGGAACUCCUAAAAUCCAUUCAGAUGACUUUUACAUGAGACGCUUUAGGUCACAAAAUGGCAGCUUGGGAUCUUCAGUGAUGGCUCCAGUUGGCCCUCCACGUAAUGAUGGGUCUCAUCACAUUACUUCUACUCCUGGAGUUCCUAAAAUGGGGGUUAGGGCAAGGAUUGCUGACUGGCCCCCAAGGAAGGAAAACAUGAAAGAAAAUAGUAGAUCAAGUCAAGAAAUGGAUACAUCAAGCUGUUUUGAUAGUAUGUCUUCAAAAAGUAGUCCUGGGAGUCAGGGGAGCUCUAUUAACUUGAAUGCUAGUGACUCUGUCAUGUUAAAGAGUAUCCAAAACACACUUAAAAACAAAACAAGACAAUCUGAGAAUCUAGAUUCUAGGUUUCUCACACCUGAUGGCUACCAUAGUUCCCCUAGAAAAGCUCUUCGUAGAAUAAGACAGCGAAGUAAUAGUGACAUUACCCUAAGUGAACUUGAUAUGGAUAGCUUUGAUGAAUGUAUCUCACCCAGUUAUAAAUCUGGACCAUCACUACACAGAGAAUAUGGUAGUACCUCAUCAAUAGAUAAGCAGGGUACUUCAGGGGAAAGUUUUUUUGACUUACUAAAAGAUUAUAAAGAUGAAAAGUCUGACCAGAGAGUCUCAAGCGCCAGCAAGUUCAGCGAACUCCUUAUAGCUAGUGGAAGUAAGGGUUCAGGAUUUUCUUUGGAUGUGAUAGAUGGACCCAUCACUCAGAGGGAAAACCUCCGAUUAUUUAAAGAAAGGGAGAAACCACUGAAGAGACGUUCAAAAUCAGAGACAGGGGAUUCUUCCAUUUUUCGAAAGCUGCGUAAUGCCAAAGGUGAAGGGGAUCUUGGGAAGUCUUCAGACCUUGAGGACAGCCGAUCAGAAGAUAGUGUCAAGCCUUGGACUUGCCCAAAGUGUUUUGCCCAUUAUGAUGUGCAGAGUAUAUUAUUUGAUUUAAAUGAAGUGGCAGUUAACCGGCACAAUGUUAUUAAACGAAGGAAUACAACAACUGGAGCUUCUGCUGCUGCAGUUGCAUCAUUAGCUUCUGGACCAUUGUCCCAUUCUGCAAGUUUUAAUUCCCCAAUGGGCAGUACAGAAGACCUGAAUUCCAAAGGAAGUCUCAAUAUGGACCAGGGAGAUGAUAAAAGCAAUGAUCUUGUAAUGAGUUGUCCUUAUUUUCGAAAUGAGAUUGGCGGAGAAGGAGAAAGAAAAAUCAGCCUUUCCAAAUCUAACUCUGGAUCCUUCAGUGGCUGUGAAAGUGCCUCUUUUGAGUCUACUCUUAGCUCUCAUUCCACAAAUGCAGGAGUGGCUGUGCUUGAAGUACCCAAGGAUAAUCUGUUGUUACACUUGGACAGAGUGAAAAGAUACAUUGUUGAACAUGUGGAUCUUGGUGCAUAUUAUUAUCGGAAAUUCUUCUAUCAGAAAGAACACUGGAACUACUUUGGGGCAGAUGAGAACCUUGGUCCUGUAGCUGUCAGUAUCAGAAGAGAAAAACCAGAAGAAAUCAAAGAAAAUGGGUCUCAAUACAACUACCGCCUCAUUUUCAGAACUAGUGAGCUUACAACACUAAGAGGUUCAGUUUUGGAAGAUGCAGUACCUUCAACUGCAAAGCACUGCACGGCCAGGGGGUUGCCCUUAAAAGAAGUCCUUGAACAUGUGGUUCCUGAACUGAAUAUACAUUGCCUCAGGUUGGCCUUCAACACUCCUAAAGUCACAGAACAGCUUAUGAAACUUGAUGAACAAGGGCUAAGCUAUCAACUUAAAGUGGGGAUCAUGUACUGCAAGUCUGGACAAAGUACAGAAGAGGAAAUGUACAAUAAUGAAUCGGCAGGCCCAGCCUUUGAAGAGUUUCUUCAGUUACUGGGAGAACGGGUUCGGCUCAAGGGAUUUGAGAAGUACCGUGCCCAACUAGACACGAAGACUGAUUCAACUGGCACCCACUCUCUUUAUACAACAUACAAGGACUAUGAAAUCAUGUUCCAUGUUUCCACCAUGCUGCCAUACACACCAAACAACAAACAACAGCUCUUAAGAAAACGACAUAUUGGAAAUGAUAUUGUGACGAUAGUUUUCCAAGAACCUGGAGCAGAAUCAUUCAGCCCAAAGAAUAUUCGUUCCCACUUUCAGCACGUCUUUGUUAUUGUCCGAGUGCACAACCCUUGCACUGACAAUGUCUGUUACAGUGUUGCCGUGACGAGAUCCAGAGAUGUACCAUCAUUUGGACCACCAAUCCCUAAAGGCAUCACCUUCCCCAAAUCAAAUGUAUUCAGGGACUUCUUACUAGCUAAAGUGAUCAACGCUGAGAAUGCAGCACAUAAAUCGGAGAAGUUCCGUGCCAUGGCCACAAGAACCCGUCAGGAAUACUUGAAAGAUUUGGCAGAAAAGAAUGUCACAAAUACACCCAUUGACCCUUCUGGCAAAUUCCCCUUCAUCUCACUUGCCUCUAAGAAGAAGGAAAAGUCCAAGCCUCAUCCAGGAAUAGAACUCCACAGUUCCGGUGCUGUUGUAUGGAGUCUCCAUGCUAAAGACUACACCAAGGGUCUAGAUAUAGACUGUCUUCUGGGCAUUUCUAAUGAAUUUGUCGUUAUCAUUGAACAAGAUACAAAGAGUGUUGUGUUCAAUUGUUCCUGCAGAGAUGUAAUAGGGUGGACUUCAACAGACACAAGUGUCAAAAUUUUCUAUGAAAGGGGUGAAUGUGUUUCUGUGGAAAGUUUCAAAAACCCUGAAGAUAUCAAAGAGAUUGUCAAAAGGCUAGAGCUUGAGACAAAGGGCUGUGAGUCAGUGGAAAUGACGUUACGUCGGAAUGGACUGGGCCAGCUGGGUUUCCACGUGAACUAUGAAGGAAUUGUGGCUGAUGUUGAACCUUACGGCUAUGCUUGGCAAGCAGGAUUACGACAAGGCAGCAGAUUAGUGGAAAUUUGCACUGUGGCUGUAGCUACUUUAAGUCAUGAGCAAAUGAUUGAUCUUCUGCGGACUUCAGUUACUGUGAAAGUUGUCAUUAUUCCACCUCAUGAGGAUUGUACCCCACGAAGUUGCCUUAUGCUUUCCCCACAAUCUUUCAGAAGUUUUUCAGAAACUCAUCGCAUGCCAGUUAUGGAAUACAAAAUGAAUGAUGGUGGAGUUCCGUAUGAGUUCAAGUUCCCCUUCAGAAAUAACAACAAAUGGCAGCGAAAUGCUAACAAGGGACAGGGGUCUCAUGUGCAACAAAUGCCAUCACAGAUGCAAAGUCCACUUACUACUAGGGGUGCCUCAGGGAAAGGUGAAGGGAAAAUGCCUCCUCCAGAGCGAGCAACCAACAUUCCACGCAGUAUUUCCAGUGAUGGACGUCCACUGGAGAGCAGAAGAUUAUCGCCUGGCUCUGAUGUCUACGUCACCGUAUCAUCCAUUGCCUUAGCAAGAUCACAGCAGUGCCGUAACUCCCCCAGCAACUUGUCAUCCUCAAGUGAAACUGGCUCUGGUGGAGGCACCUCCAGGCAAAAAUCUAUGCCUGAAGGGUUUGGAAUGAGUCGAAGAUCCCCUGCCUCCAUUGACAGACAGAAUACAGAUACUAGCGGCAGUGGUAAAUCCACCCCCAGCUGGCAGAGGAGUGAGGAUAGCAUUGCCGACCAGAUGGAACCAACAUGCCAUCUCCCUGCAGUGUCAAAGGUGCUGCCAUCCUUCAGAGAGAGCCCCACUGGAAGACUGAUGAGGCAGGAUCCAGUAGUCCACUUGUCUCCAAAUAAGCAGGGCCAUUCUGAUAGCCACUACUCCAGCCAUUCAAGCAGUAAUACACUGUCCAGCAAUGCUUCUAGUGUCCACAGUGAGGAGAAAUGGUAUGACAGUGGAGAUAGGACUGAGUCAGAGCUGAAUAGCUACAACUAUCUUCAAGGCACUUCUGCUGACAGCGGCAUUGAUACCACCUCAUAUGGUCCCAGCCAUGGCAGCACAGCCUCCCUGGGCAACUCAGCAACAUCUCCCCGGUCAGGACUUAUAAAAGAAAAAGUGGCACCACUAUGGCACAGUUCCAGUGAAGUAGUCUCCAUUGCAGACCGGACAUUAGAAAAAGAAAGCCACGUGAUGGACAGAAAGGCAGAAUCUUCACUGAGCUUGGACAUUCACAGCAAAAACCAACCCGCCUCCAAUCCUUUAACAAGAGAGAACAGUGCUUUUAGCCUUAGUGAUGCUGUUUCUCAUGCAAGUACCAUGGGUUCCCGACACUCUGCCAGCCCUGUUGUUUUCACCAGUGCCAGAAGUUCACCUAAAGAGGAGCUUCAUUCUGCCACUUCCCCACAACUUGCACCUUCUUUCUCCUCCUCUUCCUCCUCCUCUGGUCCUAGGACUUUCUACCCACGCCAGGGUGCUACUAGCAAGUACCUGAUUGGAUGGAAAAAACCUGAAGGGACAAUAAACUCUGUGGGGUUUAUGGAUUCAAGAAAGCGUCACCAGAGUGAUGGUAAUGAAAUGGCACAUCCUAGGUUACGUGCAUCGGCCAGAGACCUUCGAGCCUCACCAAAGCGAGCAUCUAAGUCAAAUAUCGAGGAAGAGUUGAAGAAGCUGAUAGAUCUAGACAGCCCAACGCCAGAGUCUCAGAAAAACUUUAAGUCUCCCUUCCCUAGCACUCCCACCUCAAGGCGUGCCUUGCAGAGGACUCUGUCAGAUGAGAGUAUUUACAGCAGUCAAAGGGAACACUUCUUCCCUUCGCGAGCUUCUCUUCUGGACCAAGCCCUUCCAAAUGAUGUCCUUUUCACCAGCACAUAUCCUUCUCUCCCCAAGUCAUUACCCUUAAGAAGGCCAUCAUACACGUUAGGAAUGAAAUCUUUACAUGGGGAAUUCUCUGCCUCCGACAGCUCCCUCACAGAUAUGCAGGAGCAGAGAAGGCAGCCCAUGCCAGACCCAGGCCUCAUGCCCCUGCCUGAUUCUGCCUCUGACUUGGACUGGUCAAACUUGGUAGAUGCUGCCAAAGCCUUUGAGGUCCAGCGAGCCUCAUUUUUUGCCACUAGUGAUGAAAACCACAGACCUGUCAGUGUUGCUUCCAAUAAUGAUCAAGCUGAAGACCAGCUUCCAGCACAGAUGAAGCCUUACACUGGUAAAGAGUCUCCUCCUUCUCUUGCUUCUAAAGUGAGCCAGCUGGAAGGUAUGCUGAGAAUGCUGCAGGAAGAUUUAAAGAAGGAAAAAGAAGACAAAGCCAAUCUUCAGGCCGAAGUGCAGCAUUUGCGGGAAGACAAUUUACGGUUACAAGAAGAAUCCCAGAACGCCUCUGAGAAACUGAAGAAAUUCACUGAAUGGGUUUUCAACACAAUUGAUAUGAGCUAAGAAUAGCACACAUGAAACAAACAUAUUGGCAAAAAAGAAAAAAGAAAAUCUCUGUAAUGGGACUUAGCUUUAAUACCAUCCUAAUCAUGACCUUUGAAAGCCCAGUCAGAGCACUUUCACAUGUUUCGUACGGUUUUUUGCAUCUCUGCAAGCACCCAGAAUUAUUGCAGAUCAACAAUCAUUGACUGCCUUUUGUAGAAAAAAAGCAAAAAGUAAUUUUAAAGAAAUAAAAGUUUAACUGCUAAAAUGUGAAUGUCUUUAUUUUUUUUGCACAUUUUCUUUAUCUGUCCUGUACAAAAUGACUUGGAGAGCAGACCAGAAUAACUGUCCAUCUGCCUCUGUUUAUUUCUAUUCACUUCUUUGUAUCAGUUUCAGAUUAAUCUGCUUUAUUCUUGCUGCUUUGGCAAAUAUUACAACUUCUAAACAACAAGAAAGUUGUUUAUUUUGUUGCUUCCUUUUUAUUGUUUCCACAGGCAAGAGGAUGUAAACUAUAUUUUGGGGUGUCUCCUUAAUGAUUUGCGCUUGACCUUCUUUAGAGCUAUCGCCACAUAUGUUGUAUAGAACCAUAGCUCAUAGAAUAAGUAUGUCUGUGUACACACAUGUACAUGUGCGUAUACAGUAUAGCCAGCAGAAACUUCAGCCAUGGGCAUGGCAAGUUAUCCAAUUCUAUUUUUGCUCAGCUUUUUGAAUUUUUGUCACCUUCCUAUGGAAGUGCAAGGGCUUUUCAGCUAUGUAAGGGUCAGACAUCACAAAUCUGGUAUACUAGAUGGGCAUCCUUUCUCAGGUUGUUUGAGAGAACAGAACACUCACAACUGUUGUAAGAACUGCCCUCUGCCUCUUCCUAUCUACAGACCUUUCUGUCAUCAUGCCUUUUCUGAUGGCAUAUGUUUGAACUUUCUUAAAUACUGAAAGCCCCAGUCCUGCGGAGCCAGGUAUUGUGUAAUUAUAUGUAUCAGCGGCUCAUUCUUCUGCAGCUAUCACAGCUCCAUAAGCGGUCCAUUGGGCUGUCUUCCUACCAGAAAACCCUCCUUUCAGCGUCUUGCUUUCAUCCAAGGCUUGCACUGUCUUCACUCGCUAUACAAGACUCAUUGGAUGCUACAAAAAAGAAGCCAGAAUGGUCCCUGCCCAAUUCUUAUCCCCUCUUGGCAGCAUCACACAAGCACCCAUAUACAGCAUCCUUGUACCUUGCCUGGUAAAGGGCAAUCAACCAAUAGCUACUGCAGUAUGGGGAUCCACCAAUGUCCAUGUGACCGAUAUUUGUUGCAACUCAUAGACUGUAUAACAUUGUAUGACAGUGUGAAUGACCUCAGUGGAAUUCACAUUUUAUAACCUUGUGCUCAGUGGAGGUGGGUGGCUCGCAUUUCAGUGGGGCAGUGGAUCCACUCUGGGUCAGAACUUUAAAGGAUCUAUCCAAAGCGCUGGACCCUACCCCGAAUGUGGGUUCAGCUCUUUGGACAGCUCCUUUAGAGUUCUGACUGAAACCUGGAGUGGAUUUACCGCCCCACUGAAAUAGGAGCCCAACCAGUCUCCGCUGCUGGUGCUUAUCCACAUUCCUGCCCAGGUGUCCUCUCUUAGCAUCCCUACAUAUAAAAAAAAGUUAGAUGCAAAUCAAGAGUUAUAUCUUUUACUUUAUUUGGCAGGUGUUAGGCGUACAUAAUUUUUUAACAGCUUUAGUAUCGGUACCCCAAGUGAAAAGAAAAUUGGCUGACUAGAACUAAAGUGAUUAAAGCCAUUCCUAUCCUUUUUAGAAUCAGGGUAAGGAGGAAAUCAGUUUUCUUACUCUUGAAUCUCUGAUGUGUGGAUUUUCCAGUAAAACUGGCUAAUGUGAAAGGUGUGUGCCGGGAGGCUAACUUGUCAUAAAAUGUCACAUCUGCUGAAAUAAACUCUUAAGUCCUGGGGAUGGGGAGGGGACUGCGUGAGCUGUUGCAGCCUGCCUAAGCAUUGUUUCAAGUGGCAUGUGGUGAACCUAGUUGUGACCGCUGCUGCAUGCAACCAUGAUAUUCUUCCCUACCCAUUGCCACCUCUAACAGUAACAAUCCAGGUCUGUCCAUUUCAUGAACGCUCCUUCUUCCCUUUGCUCCAGGCACCUUUCACUACUGGAGAUGUUCUUAACCACUGCCAUUGAGUCUUCCUAGUCUUUUUUUAUAUGCAUUUUCAUAACUCCUAACUGUACAAACCCACAUGGUUUGCUUUGACCUAAAGCUUCGUUUGUGGUGAUUAUCCCGUUGGGAUGUAUUUCUGAUAAUUGGCCAUGGAAGAGGAUUGCUUUGAAAGCAUUUCUGGAAUGUCUUAGGCGCUCUCUCUCUCUCUCCCUCCCCCCCCCCCAUCCCCAGUAACUUGUAUGAAGGAGAUCCAUAUAAUACCUGAUGUAAUUUGUAAAUGGGAAAUAUUGCUAACAUCUCUAAGCAUCCUGACUUAUUUUUUCUCUCUUUAGUUUUUUUUAA
Messenger RNA from Elgaria multicarinata webbii, 8359 nucleotides. RefSeq names its product signal induced proliferation associated 1 like 1 (gene SIPA1L1). The record is from RefSeq and is a predicted model, not a curated record. Gene Ontology annotation, biological process: regulation of small GTPase mediated signal transduction; activation of GTPase activity. The transcript has 23 exons. Gene Ontology annotation, molecular function: protein binding; GTPase activator activity. Lineage: Eukaryota; Metazoa; Chordata; Lepidosauria; Squamata; Anguidae. The coding region runs from base 561 to 5915 and encodes 1784 amino acids. Gene Ontology annotation, cellular component: cytoplasm.